This is a messenger RNA of Planococcus citri (citrus mealybug), 3167 nucleotides long. RefSeq lists its product as uncharacterized. The record is from RefSeq and is a predicted model, not a curated record. Bases 572 to 2149 code for a protein of 525 amino acids. The transcript is spliced from 2 exons. Lineage: Eukaryota; Metazoa; Arthropoda; Insecta; Hemiptera; Pseudococcidae.
GUUUCACCGAACCGUCGUCCAGGAAAGCUUCAAUUCGCUCGAGAUAAUUUUGCAAAAAUUUCGUGAGCAUCAGUUGUGUUCGCUAUAGUGUUGUUUUAGUUUCAAAAAAGAAUCAAACGGUAGUGUUUAUUCGAAUUUGUUUCGGAGACGUGAUUUUUGGUCUUUGUUAAAGGCUAUUAGAAGUUUUACCUCGUCCAGAGAACUCUAGUUUCGGUUCCUGUCAGCUUCAGAAGUCAACCAGGCGACUCAAUUUGUGCUCCAAAGUUCGAAGUGUCAACCUGGCGACACACCUAGAUCGAGUAAAGUCAACCAGGCGGCUUUUUUCGAUUCAGAAGAGGUCAACGUGGUGACCUGAAAUCGUUUGCGACGAAAUUCGAGUAAAACAAUCUCCUUUCUCAAAGUGAACUAGUGCACGUUUCAACGCACCACAUCUUCGAUUGUUCGUUUUGCAGUCGAGCUCACUAAAACGUGCACUAAUCCGACCAGAUAAGCAGUAUCUCGUGUGGUAAUUUUUACUCAAAAUAAACUGCUACUGAAAGAACAGGUAUUUACGUUUAUCAUCUGCGUAGUCAUGCCAUCUCGUAAAGAUUCGUCGAAAAUUCCGUCGCAAAAUUCAUCGAACGUCGAGCCAACCCAGUGCGAAAAUCUCGUCGAAAAUAGUCCGCAUUCAGAUCACUCGCAGGAGAUCUCCAUCUCCAACGAAUCAAACGAGCCCGAGUUUGAAUUUUCACUCAUCCAGUAUCCGAAGAUUCUCGGCCUAGAAGAGCUCGAGAUGAACGACUUUAGCCAAUUUUGCAAAUUAACAGAAAAUUGGGCUCGAGAAAACGACGAAAAUAACGACACAAUUCUGCCGAGUGUCAUCAACAGUGAACACAUCAAAGAGGAGUCUGAGGAAGACCUCAAAGAAGUAGUCGAGCAACUGAGAAAUAAAAAUCUACUCGUUACGAAAGCCAUCUACGUCCUUGGCGAAGAGAUGGUCCAAAUACGAGAUGAGAAUCGAUAUUACAAACGUGAAAUUGAGAGUCUCAAGCACAAGAUGGAGCAAUUUGAGGCGAUCGGGGGGCCAAGUCGGCCACGUCGCUUGCAGCAUUUGCGACAGAAGAGAUCUGUCAGCAGCAGAUCAUCGAGUAUGGGCCGAGUCUCCGAACCUAGAACGAGAUCGUCGAGUCGUUCUUCAUCUGGAGAACGUGGCCAAAGUCAGAAUCGUUCCCAUAGUCAAGAACGAAGAGAAUAUUCACAAAAUGAAGUGCCAGUCAGCAAAAAAAACAGCCAGAAUCGUUCCCAAGGUCGCGAACGAAUGACUCGAAAUACUCAACGUUCUCGUUCUCGUUCUCCUCAUGCCCAUCGAAUUCGAAUGAGACCCACAGUUCGAUCCAGCAAAGGUGGAACAAACAAGUCCAGACACCUUAACGUCUCCAAAACUGCCACCCUUUCCAAGAAACCAAUCCAGACUGAACGUCUAGAGUGCUCCGAUCUUCAGAAACUCCCUCUCCACGAAUUCGAGCUCAUUGGCGACUCGUUGAGUUUCUACUUAGCCAAUAUUAUAUCGAAAGUGACCAAAAAUGUGAGCAAACCCUACCUCAAGGAGCAAAUCACCCUCGCAGAUUUAUACAAAUCGAUCAAACCAGUCACAUUCACCAAAAGCAAAGCGAUCGUAUCUAUGGGUCAAUACGAGCUGAAUUUCUCCACCUUGCAAAACGAGUACGUUGUGCAAGAAAUGGUCAAAGUGAUCGACUUGCUGAUUGCUGAGAAAUGUUUCGAAAAAAUCAUCAUUCUGUUUCCGGUCAUCAAACCUGUCGCAGGGAACCAAAAACCGGUUUCUAGGAAACAAUAUUUCGCGUAUAGACAAAUGUUCAAGUCGGUAUGCGAUCAAAGGCAGAUACCCUUCUGGUGGACUCCUUCAGCCGUCUUUUUGCAACGCAGAAAAGAUGAAAAACAUCCUGGAAAUAAGCUGAAGUUCGACCAAGAUGAAGAUGGCAACAUGAUCCCGGUAAUAUCCAAGUUUUAUCAUCGUGAACGCGGCGGGAAAUUGAAAUUCUACCCGAAGUUGAUGCAAAAAAAGCAAGUUCUCGUCGAAAUGAAUAAACUGUAUAAUCGCAAACUAAUGCAAAUCGAGGCAGAGGACCUCGAGCAAAAAAUAGAAAUGUAGAGGUAAUCGAAGAUAAAUUCGAGGAAUUCGAACAAAUGCAGGUACGAAGACGAUAAAAGAUACCUGAGGUGUGCAAAGUUCGUUCAGAAUACGUCGAGAAAAGCUGCAGUCAGCCCUUUGGGGCUGAAAAUUACACCGAACUAGCUUGGCACCAAAACGAACGCUGCAGACCUCAGUCGAAUCUCAAAACCACCUCCGAACAAGGACGAUGACCUUUGGAAAUUUCCUUACAAAGAAUUUGAGUUCAUUGGCGAUUCGUUGAGCUUCUAUUUGGCCAAUGUUGUAUCGAAUGUGACAGGAAAUACGAGUAUGAGCAAAUUCUACCUCGAGAAACUUUCCCUCGCAGAUUUAUACAAGUCGAUCAAACCAGUUACAUUCACCAAAAGCAAAGCGAUUGUUUCCAUGCCUCGAUUUGAGCUGAAUUUUGCCAGUUUAGAUAACAAAAGUCAAGAAAGUGGUCGACUUGCUGAUUGAGAAAUGUUUUGAAAAAAUCAUCAUCCUAUUUCCAGUGAUCAAACCAGUUGUAGAAAGUCAAAAAAGGUGUCUAUGAAAAGAUAUUUCGAAUACAGACGAACUUUUGAGCUCAUUGAUGUGAUCAUAAAACAGUUACAUUAUGGUGGACACCAGCAGCAGUUUUCUUGCAGCUGAAGAAAGAUGAAAAACGCUCUAGAAACAUGACGUGUGAUCAAGAUGAAGAUUGGAGUAGAGCUCAACCGAAAAUAGGAAGUUCUCAUCGAAGUCGAUAAGCUGUAAUCGUAGCUCGUAUUCUAUUUAGAUCAUUUUCGAUGUUAAUUUUGGUGCUCGUUGUUUUUGAAACCGAUAUGUUACGUAAUUGUUAUCCUUCGUACGAUGGAAAAUCCUUUACUGUUCACGAUCUUGUUUUAUGGGUACCUACUUACGUAAUUCAUUUACAGUUCGUUCGAGUUCCUCGAUAUUUAUCGUUUAUAUUUAAGUCUUAAGAUGUAUUCGACAGCGUUUAAUUGUUCUUUUGUUUCGAAUACACGAAUCAGUCGUUGAA